UUUAAAGGAAAAAAAUAAGGCGUUUUCUGAGACCCUGCCGAUUUUAUGAACAUUUUUCUCCAUUGUGAUGAAAUGAUUUAAAAUGGCUUCCCUGGGCAGUGAGCGACAGUUGCGAUUCCGUUGGAACGACCACAUGCAGCAUGUUUCAAAGGUUUUGACACUGCAAAGGUUAGAGGAGCAGUUCUGUGACGUGACUCUUGUAUCCGAUGAUGGUUUCGUAAUGAAGGCACACCAGGCAAUCUUGGCCUCCACAUCUGCCUAUUUCCAGCGAGUGUUGUCGGAGGUUGCUUCUGAUCAGUAUCCUAUGAUUGUACUGCGAGGGGCUAAGUUCCGUGAGAUGAGCUGUCUCUUAGAUUACAUGUAUCAAGGAAAUACACAGGUAGAUCAGAGUUUGAUGGAAUCUGUCCUUGAGGUUGCUGAUAUGCUUGAAGUGAAGGGGCUCUCACGUAUACGUUCAAAUACUUCCCUGAAGAAAUUCAUGGGACAUACAUCCACAACUGCCUCAAAUACACCUGUCACAGAGGAACCAAGGUCAGACUGUAGGUCUCCAGAGGAUCAGUUCUAUCAAAGCAACCAACAGGAAAGCAGGACCAUUGAAGCAGAGGGAGCAUGGAGGGGGUUGCAGGGCAGUGCAGUGAAUGAUACUGGCCCUUCCAAAGAGAAUAUUCACACACCAGCAGAAGGGAUCUCUUCCUCUCACACACCAGCUCAUGCUCCUUGCCGCCAAGUCAAUCCCCAGGAAGACCAGGAUGAAACACAGACUUCAGGCAUUGACCUUUCCUUAGCUAAGAAUGAACCUGGUCACCCAGGGAAGGUAUUGCUCACCCAGGACCAAAGGAAGAUAUUGAAGAUGAAGGCUUAGGCCCAGCAAAGAAAAAAAGAAAGCAUGAGAGCUUGUGUUCAGAAGUUACUUUAGAUCAAGUCUCAGAUCCAGAUUGGGGAAGAAUAGCCACCAAGGUGAGGAU
Molecule: messenger RNA, 965 nt
Organism: Penaeus monodon (black tiger shrimp)
Lineage: Eukaryota; Metazoa; Arthropoda; Malacostraca; Decapoda; Penaeidae
Product: sex determination protein fruitless-like
Exons: 5
Coding region: 83-862 (259 amino acids)
Biological process (GO): regulation of transcription by RNA polymerase II
Cellular component (GO): nucleus
Molecular function (GO): protein binding
Source: RefSeq, a predicted model, not a curated record